Messenger RNA from Etheostoma spectabile (orangethroat darter), 4450 nucleotides. RefSeq names its product SH3 and cysteine-rich domain-containing protein 2. The transcript has 11 exons. NCBI's taxonomy places the organism in Eukaryota, Metazoa, Chordata, Actinopteri, Perciformes, Percidae. Gene Ontology annotation, molecular function: protein binding. Gene Ontology annotation, biological process: positive regulation of voltage-gated calcium channel activity; positive regulation of protein localization to plasma membrane; skeletal muscle contraction. The record is from RefSeq and is a predicted model, not a curated record. Bases 519 to 1820 code for a protein of 433 amino acids.
UCAGUGCCUCGGUGAAGGGCACAGUUCGCUUUGGAUUUACACCUAGCCGCGUCUAUCAGAGCACACGCUUUGUUUGGAUCUGAUCUAAUACAAGAUGUUAUAUCCACAUCGAAUGUUUUGCUGUUUGAACCUUUAUUUUAAACCGUAGGACGGUAUUGUGCCAUAUUGGAGUUGUCAGAUGCGCUAUAAGGGACGAUACAUUUACCCAUACGCGAGCCUCAAUCUUGAAUGCUUGUCCUUGCAUGGCAUGAGCGAAAUAUAAACAGCUGGCGUGUGUGUAUGUGUGCGUGUGUGUGUGUUUAUGAACUGCUUAAUCAACCUGCAUUUGGAGAGCAAAUGACCAUAAGGCGUCCACCUCGCAGCGCGUACAAAUCACUGUGAUGUGGAUCUGUUUCACUUUGCCAAGCUGUGUAUGGCUGAAGCCGGAGAUUUCCUACCGAUUGGACACAGUUUGAGGAGUUAAAAGUUUAUUUUUUAUUUUGUUUGUGUCUUGAACGACUUUUUCCAUUCCGGUGUCGAUGAUGACUGAGAACAAUGAGAUGGAGAGCAACUCUCAGCUCCAGCGCUGUCCAAGCACCAUGUCCAUCCAACCGAUGUCAUCCAAGCUCCAGAGACUAAAACGCUCGCUGUCCUUCAAGACCCUCAUGCGCAGCAAAAGCGUGGAGAACUUCUUCCAAAGGUCUUACAGCGAUGCUCGCCUGCCUGAAGAUUUCAUCCCUGACCUGCCGCCUCCUUCUCCUCCACUGCUGCCUGGCUCUCCUCUCGUCGGCGACCGCUCACCGUCCAUUUCACCAUCUCUCAGUCCCAACCCCUCCAUCUCCUCCCACUCCCCCUCGCUCAGCCUUUCCCCAUCUUUGCCCAUCAAGCCGCCCCGACCUCAGAUUACCCACUCUUUCCAGGACCAUGUCUUUCGGAAGCCCACCAACUGCCAGCACUGCAAGCACAUGAUAGUGGGAAACUCCAAACAGGCCCUGCGGUGUAAAACAUGUAAGAUGGCUGCUCACCUGUGGUGCACCUCAGAACUAUCGCAGCAGCUGUGUCAUGGGAAGUCUGGAGCGUUCAAGCGAAACUUCAGCUCGCCGAUGAUUGUCAAUGACCAAUUGUCUGUCGUCAAGGAAGUUCAACCAAGCCUAGAGGCUGCGCGGAUGCGUGUAGACCCCGUGUAUGCCGCCUUGCGCUACGGGACGUCCUUGGCACAGAUGAGCCGCUCCAGUUUUGGCAGUUUGUCAGAGUCGCCAACACGCAGCCUGGGGGAGGGAGGUGAGGAGAUGCAGCAGAGACAGUGCAGCAUGGAGGAAGACAUAACUCAGGAGACAGGGGACACCCUUGUCCCUGACAUUGAGAUCGAGGAGGAAGAUGAGAGCGGCAGCCAGGCUCAGAUUUCAGCAGAAGAUGAGACUCCAGCAGAAGAUGAGACUCCUGCAGAGGAGAGCAGUGUGAUGGUGCCCAAGCGCAUUGAAGUUCACUCCAUCCACACCUAUGUAGCGCUCUACAAGUUUCUGCCUCAGGAACAGAAUGACCUGGAACUUCAUCCCGGUGAUCGUGUGCAGGUCACUGAUGACUCUAACGAAGAGUGGUGGAAGGGCAAGAGUGGGGACAAAGUUGGCUUCUUCCCUUCCAACUUUGUGCAGAGGGUCCGGCCAGGGGAGAGAGUGUGGCGGGUUGUCCAGGGCUUUCCUGGCAACCGAGAGAGAGGACACAUGGCCGUGAAGGAAUCCCAGAUCUGUGUGGGGAAGCGAGAAGACGGAGAGGAGUUUCUGAGGCUGAGCAGCGGGAAGAAGAGAGGGCUGGUCCCUGCUGACUCCAUAGAGGAGAUCUGAGCCUCUGUUCUCCAAUCACCAUCCUUCCACUUCUACUUCCCCCUGGGAGGCACGCAUCUAUAUAUCCCUUCCUUUACCCUGCACUCGGCAAAACGACAGCUGCAGCCUUUCCAACCAGCGCUGACUAACUUUAACCAAACACACUUCUGCAAAGAGCUGGAACCACAGCGUCCUUGAACAUGUGGUUUGCCGUUGAUUUGAUGUACUUUCUUCAAUAGAGUGUACAGUCAUGCAGUAGUCCUGCUCUUAGAAAGGAACUGUCUAGUUUUAUCUUUCCGAUACAAACAUCAAUGUUUAGUUAGAAAAAGAGUGCACCAAUCAACAAUGCUUUAAAUAUGCUUGCCAGAUGCCAGAUCACAUCUUUUUUUCAUCCAUCAAAAAGAUGUCUACCAACGUGGGAGGAGGCUGAGUCCUGUCCUGGGAACAUGACGCCUCUGUCAGUGUCCUUUUCUUUUUUCCUGCCCACUCUGCAUGUCUCAUCUGCUAUCUGUUCAUGUCAGGGUCUUUGGCCUGAGGACUGAUAUCAGCUAAUAGUAGCUACACAAUAUGAGGCACUUGGCAAGGACAACGACCGCCAGCCAGAGAACAUUGCUGCCAUUCAGACAGAGAGGAGAAUCAGAUGAAAGGAGUAGACACGAUCCAAAAAACCUCAGCAUUGUCAGGCUGAGUUUUGACUGCAUUCAUCAACUUGAGAGGGCAGAAAUCAGAAGAUUUUCAAAGGAAAUGUGAAGCCUCUGGGGAUCACUGCACAGGGAACGUAAAAAAACCACUUCCCCUGACAAAAAUGAGUCAGCAUAUUUUUAUUUCUGGUAAGAGAGUAUAAAUCAGCCAAUAGACCCCAUCUUCCACAAAAAAGGUCAACUCAACAAUAAUGGCAAAACAAAAUUUACCUUUUUUUCUUUUUUUCAAAUCUGUCUACAAGACAGGAACUUAAACCUGAAGGAACCACUGAAAAAGUGUUCCUUGCCUUUUCUAUUAAGUUAAUGGCAUAUCCAUACAGAAACACAUUUUGGUGCAAAGCACCUUGUUGAUAACUUAGAGGUGAGUGUCUACGGCCUAAAAAAUAAGUCAGCACAUUUGUAUUUCUGGUAAGAGAGCAUAAAUCCGCCAGUAGACCCCAUGUUCCACAGAAAGGUCAACUCAACAAAUAUUGUAAAACAAAUGUACCUUUUUUUCAAAUCUAUCUACAAGACAGGAACUUAAAACGGAAGGAACUGCUGAAAAAGUGUUCCUUGCCUUUUCUUUUUAGUUAAUGGCAUAUCCAUACAGAAACACAUUUUGGUGCAAAGUACCUUGUUGAUAACUCAGUGGUGAUUGUCUAGGACCUAAAUCUUUAGUCUUACUGUUUUAAGCAAAGAUGAUGCUGGGGAAAUGAAAAGGAAUAGAGGUAAAACUUGCAAAUCCCCAGAAAAAACAGGGAGGGUGGUCCUCCCUCGUAUGGCUGGUUGUUGUGAGCACUGAGCAAGAGUGUGUAGCAGUGGCAGUUUCUGUUCUCCUGUUUUCACAUGAAGCAGCUUGACGGGCAUUAAAGGGUUGUUUUUCUUUCUGCAGAGACCCGCCGAAGAGCUGCAGUGGGUGUUGCAAAUGUUGCACAGCAUUAUUACAUGACUUCACUAGAGCUGGAUCAGUGGGAAACAAACGGCGGCCAGUCUGCCAGAAAAACAACACAAUGGGGAGCUUUCUGUCCAUGACAAGGAGUCUAAGUUUCACUGACAGCUUGGAGGAGGAUGCGGGGAAACAGAGGGAGGAGGAGGUGUAUUGAGAGGAAUGACAUCAGUGUUGAACCAUUAUGAGUCAGUCUGUGCAUGCAGGUAGUGUUGUACACAUGGGUGCACCAGUCAUCAUUGAUCAAAUGUCAGCCUGUCAUCUCCAUCUUCUGCUCCCUAUUUGGCCUCUCUCGUCCUCUCUUUCUUUACUGCUCAGUUAUGACAUAAAGUGAAGGCAUUUUUCUUCUUGUACUGUACAUAUUGAUGGUUUAGACACCUGGAUCCAGAGAGAGGACACUCCACCUGUGUCACGAACAUAAAAGAAUGCAACAGUAGAAUGAUGGCACUGCAAUUGAUGAAAUAAUUUAACUAAAUAAUUUAACCUGUAUGUCUUUUAGACCACACAGGUUAAGCUAAUGUGAUCCUUCUUUAGUCUACAUUUUAAUAUAUACGUGAGGCAUUUAGAGACUGUGAGAAAUAAGCUUCUCUUCUUGUGAAAAUGAGAAUAGCACUUUAUGUUGUGUCAUCUUAAGUUGUCCUACUUGUUGAGGUAUCUCCUUCAUAGUGAUGGCUUUCAUAUUUAACAACUUCACUUCCCUAUGGAGCUCUUUGGUCAAAGAGCGGAUAGCUCGUCUAUGUGUGUUAGAUUUUUCUGAUGUCGAAAAAUAUCAUGUAUGGAAAAAAACUGAGAAUUACACAGCAACAUAAACAACAUGAGCGUCCUGGAGAAAAAUGGCGUCAGAGCAGAACUGGAUUUAUGAUUUUAACCCAUGUAAACACUUUGUUAUCUUACAUCGUGCCUAGUUUUCUGUAGCAUCACAUGUUCGCACCUUUUAGAAUUCAAAAUGUUAAGUAUGUGUUUGGAUGUAUCCUGAGUCCAGAGUCAUUGGUCGGCCACAUACCUUAAUAAAAGAUAUUUACAAA